CAAUAAGGAUGUGUUAUACUGUACAACGAGUAUAUAUGGAGUAGUGCCAACUUGAUUUUAGGGACACGUUGGCUUGUUUAUAUUUAUUUUAGAUUUAAAUAUAACAAAUAAAAGAAAAAGAGUGUUCUUAUCAUGAAGAUGUGAAAUGAAAAUGUUUAAAUGAAUGGUGGAUAUAUUCAUCAGUAGCCGUAAUUUUUGCAACAGUGCCCAACCAUGAAUAUAAGGGAUUCUGUUUGUGUGUUAGGCGGCGUAUUACUUGGAUGUGGAAUUUCGUAUAAACUGUUCAGAGUACAGUCGGCCCAAUUGAAACAAUUACAAGCACUGGAUGCGCAUAUAAAACGAAUGGAAGAAAAGCAAUAUCAAGACGCAAAACAAACUAGCCUCAUAGCGGAUAAACUAGAAGAACAUACCAAAUACGAGAAGACCGUUACAGAUAAAUUAGAAGUAAUACAAACACAUCAAAAUGAACUAGGCAAAGCUGAGACAGAUGACAAAAAAGCGUUAGAAAGAAAAUUCGAAGAAAUCAUGACAUCCUUGAAGAAAGAAGGUGCAAAUAUACAUGAAAGAUCAAGAAAAUUGAACAUCCACUACAACGCCAGUCUUGAAUCCCAGCUAAAAUUACUAAAAGAGAAAUGCGACAGCUUAGAACAAUUUAUGAAAGACGAAGUUUAUAAAAUAUCAUUGAAGAUUGACAGUCUUACAGAAGAAACUCCACGGAUAGGCAGAAAGAUAGAAUCAAGUACUCAUGAAGAAAUUCCAGUUGAAGGUCAAGAUGAUAUAGAAGAAGACAGACCUAUAGGUCCACUUGAUGUGGAGGAAGACAGAGCGCUAGAUAUCUUUCGCUAUGACAUUUUAUUAUUACACGGGAAAAAAGACCAGAAUGAAGCAACUAAGUGUAAAACAUUCUUAAUGAAUAAUUUUACAAAUAUAUCAAAUCUACAAGUUGCACUACCGGAAGAUUUGUUUGAACCUGGAAGUCAACUCCUGCCUGGACUAAGUUCUAUCUUAGACUCAUGCAGACUAGUUUUUAUCUAUCAAACUAAAAGCCUUGAUUCAGAUACAGUUGCAGGUUAUGGGAAAGAUAUAAAUGUCAUUCAGUCACUGGAAGAUCCUCAGAAAGCAAAAAGAAUAAUCCCAUUGCAAGUGAAUGAAGAAAAAAUAUCAGUGGAAUUAUCCCCAAUUAUACAUUUAAAAUAUGUUAAUGACACAAAUCAUCGUCAGUUUCCAACUUUCAAAGAGAAGUUUGAAAAAUUAGUAGACUCUUGGAGAAAGACAUUGCGAUAA
Molecule: messenger RNA, 1284 nt
Organism: Mytilus trossulus (common blue mussel)
Lineage: Eukaryota; Metazoa; Mollusca; Bivalvia; Mytilida; Mytilidae
Exons: 7
Coding region: 214-1284 (356 amino acids)
Source: RefSeq, a predicted model, not a curated record